Molecule: messenger RNA, 3376 nt
Organism: Phalacrocorax carbo (great cormorant)
Lineage: Eukaryota; Metazoa; Chordata; Aves; Suliformes; Phalacrocoracidae
Source: RefSeq, a predicted model, not a curated record
AUGACGAACUGCUGCCUGAGCCCUGCAGAGCUGCCUGCUUUUGAUGUCUGCAAGCACCAAGUAUAUUCAGCAGGACCUUCAGAGUGGCACAAAUCUUAUCCUAUUGCCCAAGGGAACCGCCAGUCACCUAUUGAUAUUGUUUCUGCAAAAGCAGUUUAUGACCCUAACCUGAAGCCUCUUAUUAUCUCCUAUGAAUCCUGUACAUCUCUCAACAUCUCUAAUAAUGGCCAUUCGGUUAUGGUUGAGUUUGAAGAUACUGAUGACAAGACAGCAAUCAGUGGCGGUCCAUUUGAGAAUCCAUUUCGGCUAAAGCAGUUUCAUUUUCACUGGGGGACAAAGCACAGCCAGGGAUCAGAACACACAAUUGAUGGCAAACAUUUUCCAUGUGAGCUCCACUUAGUUCACUGGAAUGCCAGAAAAUAUGCAACAUUUGGAGAAGCAGCAGCAGCUCCAGAUGGCUUGGCAGUAGUUGGUGUUUUCUUGGAGAUUGGAAGAGAACAUACCAAUAUGAACAGACUCACUGAUGCUUUGUACAUGGUAAAAUUUAAAGGAGCAAAAGUUCCAUUUAGAAGCUUCAACCCGAAAUGUCUCCUGCCUUUGAGUCUAGAUUAUUGGACGUACCUUGGUUCUUUGACAACACCACCCCUUAAUGAGAGUGUAACAUGGAUAGUGCUGAAAGAACCCAUCAGAAUUUCUGAGAAACAGCUGGAGAAAUUCCGCAUGCUCCUUUUCACCAGUGAGGAAGACCAGAGGAUCCAAAUGGUGAAUAAUUUUCGCCCCCCUCAGCCUCUUAAGGGAAGAGUAGUUCGAGCUUCCUUCAAGGCCUGACAAAAACUGAUAAUGGCCUGAGAUAUCCAAGAGCUUCCACAUCUGAGAUACUACGAAGAGAAACUCUGGUCUUCAGAUCACUCAUGGAAUGCACGAGAGAGCUAUUUCCAUGAGCAUUGUACUUGGAGUGGGACAAUCUUCUGAUUUUAUAUUUUAUUUGAAUUGCUCAUUCUUUUAAGAAAUAGGAUUUUUAACUAGCCCUUUUUAAUAUAAGGGAGAACACUCUAGUUUACUCAACUAUCCAAGACCCCAAACUCUAAAAUUUAAGAUGAAAUUAAAAUCUAACUUAAUAUAAAAUGGGAAAUUAUGUAGUGAUCUACUAGUACUGAUGGCUGCAACUUCUAAUUGUCUCAUUUAAUACAUGAUGAAAUAGUCAAGAGUUUUUGACAAAUUGGUCUUAAAUUUUCCUUACCAAUCUCUUGUUAGUAUUUGCUGAGCCCUUUGCUGUCUGAUUUAAAGAUAGCUUUCACUGUAUUCUUGCUGUCUGACACAUACAGUGCGCAUGAGUAGCACUAGAAAGUUCUUUACUCACCUGAAGUAGGCACUGGUAUGAAAACUCCAUAUAUAUUUUAAAGUUACUGUUUGUUCUAAGAUGCUAUCUUAUAACUAAUUUAAAAUAACAAUGUCAAUGCUGUGUUUAAAAGGAGGCCAUUUUAUUACACAGUCCUUUCAGACGCUGUUCUUUUAGCCCACGCAGCAUAUGUAACUAUAAUGGCUUUGUUAAUUUUGUUGAAAGGAACAUCUAUAGCAAUUCAGGCGUGUGUUUUGUGGUUCUCAAUUGCUCAAGUUCUACCUCAGUUAAGUGAUUUGCUCUACACUACAACCUCCUUCAUUGUCUGCCCUAAAGAAAGUAAGUAUUUUGUUCACUUCAGGGACCUAACAUGGGUAGACCUUGGCUGCACUGAAUGUGCAUUGCUGCACAAACCAUCCCCCCACUCUGGCAGUCUGUCAGGGAUGUUCCCUGCAGAUAUGGAGUUUCAUCAGUCCUGCGUCCUUUUACCUCUUCAGAAGAAAGUUGCUUUAGAAAAUCCCUGUGUUAGUAUUACAGCUUCUGCAUCUUAGUGAUGAUUCAGACUUGUGUCUCCAGUACUAAAUACAGUGAUAUCUGUAACUACCCACAGUCUAUUUUCAGUUACUUUAAUUCUGGGCUUCAAAUGUUCUACUUUGUCUAUAUAGUUCAAAUAGAAGUUGCUGAUGUUUAUGAAUUUUUACCAGCUUUGAUGGAGAAGUCAUCAAAGAUGUACAAUGUAAAGGAAAGCAGGGGAAAAAAGGAGGAGGAGAACAGCUACUAUGGGCUGUUCGCCUUUUUCAGGAAGGGAGGAAGACACUAGAUGUGAAUGAAGCACAGUACAAGGAAUGAAAGACUCAAAUUCUAGCCCUAACUCUUCUACAGUUUUUCUGGUACAGUGACCUAAAAGUUUCCAUUCCUCAGUUUCCUCUUAUAAAACAAGGGUAACACUGACCUACCUCACAGGGAUGUUGUGAGGGCUAAUUCAGCAUUGGUUUAGAUGUGAAUGUUAAUAUGGCAGGUGCUAAAGGAAACAGAAAAUCAUUACAAAAUGCAAUGUUUUUAUCUAUUAAGGAUGUAACUUUGCUAGUAUUGCAAACUGGUGUUGCAGAAAACCUAUUUAAUAUAUCUUUACUUCCUUAACAAAUGAAAUAAGACUUUAAAACCAAGUGUGCAUCUCUUCAUCCUUUAUUUUGAGAAGACCUACCUUUUGCUACUUACAGCACUGUUUUUCUUGGACUUUCAUUAACAGAAAUGCUGUUUGAUAUCUUCAACUGAUGCAUCUAUUUUGAAUCAAGGAAUGAUUUGAUUGGUCGCCCUCAGUUUCACUGAAACCUUGAUAAUGCUAUAGUAGAAUAAUCUAAGUACAGAUAAGACUUAUCCCUCCCAAAUUGCGGGGCUUUUAAAAAAGUUUUAGAAAGCCUACCUCUGUUUAAAAAUAAUUUUUAGUCUAUAUCACUAUUAUUCCCAUCUUUUGGGAUUAACAGUUUCUACUUGAUCUUAAUCCUUACACUCAGUCUGAUGUAUUUUGUGCAUCUUGAAUGACUUCUUGCACAGAGUUAAAUUAUUGUAAUAAUGAAUCUAUGUCCCUGUUAAAAUUAAAACCUACAUGAAAAGACUAAUUUUAAAAUGUAAAAAGUCCUUCACAAGAACCUUAGAUAUUUGAUAGCCCAAAUACAUUUUAUAGGGCCUAAAUAAAAUUUUAGUCAGGAGAGUAUUUUAACCAAUAUUACUUACCAUAUAUAGCUUCACCAAGCUACCAAAGUACUGCUGUAUUAGUCCCCACAUUCACAGAGCAGAUUACCAACAAAUAUUUUCAGUGGUUUCUUUCUAGGCAUGUAAGUAGGUUUCUGCUCACCCAGUCUCUCACAAAAGGUAAAGAGGGCUUGCAUACUAAAACUUUGUCCAGUUUUCCCCCAGCUACAACCAGUCUAAUGAAAUAAAAAUCUUAUUUAUUCACAAAAUGUGUCCAUUCUGUGACCUUGAACACAAUAUUUAAGCUUCUUUGAGGGUGGUUUACUCAUGCACACAGAAGGAUAA